AUGGCUCCAAUAUUUGCCUAUCUCGGAGAGGAAUCCUCUUUGAAUGAUGAUCUUGGUUCUAUAGGAAUCCUCUCUGAUAAUGUAGCUCGAUUUGGUGCUUUACAAGUGUACAUAGAGCAUCGUCUCUACGGAGAAUCAAUCCCCGAAGCACUAAAAGCCAAAAAUCUCCGCGGAUACUGCAGCUCUGCUCAAGCUUUACCAGAUUACGCUGAAGUGCUCCUACACAUUAAGAAAAAAUAUCCGGCCGAUUCCACCCCAGUUAUGGUUUUUGGAGGAUCAUACGGAGGAUUGAGGAAACCACUGGAUGCUGCUGAAGAGUUGAAAAACUUUUUGGACAGUUUCUUUUCAGUAGCAGCUCAAUAUGAUAGACCUCCAAGAUACCCAGUUGACCCUGUUUGCAAAGGUAUUGAUUCAGCUCCAGAAGGAAGUGAUGUACUCGACAAGAUAUUUUCUGGAAUCGUUGCUUACUUCCGAGAAAAGCCUUGCUAUAAUCUGGACGCAUUCUUUUCAGCAGAAACACUGGAUGGCUGGACUUGGCGGACAUGUAGCGAACUUGUGAUGCCGAUUGGUCGUGGUAACAAUGAUACCAUGUUUCUAGGCUUCUAG
Molecule: messenger RNA, 606 nt
Organism: Populus trichocarpa (black cottonwood)
Lineage: Eukaryota; Viridiplantae; Streptophyta; Magnoliopsida; Malpighiales; Salicaceae
Exons: 4
Coding region: 1-606 (201 amino acids)
Biological process (GO): proteolysis
Molecular function (GO): dipeptidyl-peptidase activity; serine-type exopeptidase activity
Source: RefSeq, a predicted model, not a curated record